GAUAAACAACUUAAUUAACAUUUAUUAUAUAAGUGCUAAUGUAUAAGCUAUUUCUAUAACCAAAGAUAAAAUAAAGACUUAACUACUUUCAUAUAAGUUAUCAUAUAAGUUAUGCAGGAGAGGUUAUGGAGUUAGUUAAGCUCCAAACACAGCUUAUAGACCUUUCAUAAUUUAUUUCUUGAGGUUCUUCUGAGAAAUUAAAUGGGUGUGUACUUGAAUGAACAGUAAAAUUUUUUUAUAUAAGAUUGUGCAUCGGUGUAACUGAGUAUCCGGUUCUGCUAGCCUUUGAUGCGACAAUUAACAGUCUCCAUGUCUAUAACAGUCUAACCAUCUUUCAGUUGCUAGAUGAGGAUGUUGGCUUGACAGUUGACAGAUACAUUUUGUAAUGGUUAUUAGGUUUGAGACCGAGGGGAAAUUUUGCCAAUCUUGCGGAGGAUCUGUCGUUUUUCGACUUGCAGUGAGUAUUCCAUGGAGGCAUCUAAGAAUUAUGGUGUUUUGAAGGGUACAGCUUUGAAUGUGUGUCGUUGCAACCCUCUUGAUGGGUCUGGAUAUGAUCCUCCAAGAUGGUUUGGUGAGAUUAAACAAGGGGAAGAACUUGACGAUUGAUUAAUUUCUAGUGGCAUAUUUUGAAUCGGUAAGCAUUGCAAACUGAGCAUUUUAUAAACUGAAGUUCGUUGAUGUGCUAAUACUGCAGGCUCUUAGUUGUUUUUCCAUCUGGUUUCUUGUGUCAUUUGGUUUCUUAAGAUCUUACCGCAUCAGAUAAAUUAGAUCAGGGAGAAUGAUAGCUGAGAUUGGAAUAUUAUUUACGAUGAUCAAAAUAAAAUGUCUUUCAUAUUUGUACUGGAAAAAAAACCGGUAUGAAAUAGUGAACAUCUCUGUUCAUCUUUCAAUAUCCUAUGCUAGUGCCUAGUAGUAGUAGUACAUCAACAACCACCCUUUUCAGUCCAAUAUAGCUACAUGUACUACUACUAGCAUAAGAUAUUGAAAGAUGAACAGUGAUGUAUAUUAUAUUAGGAUAUGGACCAUAAUCAGUAACUAGCUGUAAAGUUUCUAAAUAAUUAUGUUACCAUAAGAAAAGUUUCUCAAUAAUUCAACCUUUAUUACUGUUCCUUCUUUUUCUUUUGUGGUACAAAACACAUGAGCUGAAGUGAGAAACCAAAAAAGAAAAAGAAAAAAGCUUUUUGUAUAAUCUCUGCUCUUUUGUUUACUACAUCACUUAAAAUAUUGUGAUCACUACACCUUAUUAUAUGAUUAAAAAAUUAGAGAUGUAUAUUAUAUCAGGAUAUGGACCAUAAUCAGUAGCUAGCUGUAAAGUUUCUCAAUAAUUCAACCUUUACUUUAUACUACUGUCCCUUCUUUUUCUUUUGAGGAGCAAAACACAUGAGCUGCUGUAGUAAGAAACCAAAAAAGAAAAAGAAAAAAAGCUUAUUCUUUUGAUGCUAGCUACUGCAAAUUGGCGAAGGAUCUUGAAGAAUGUUCAUACUAGCUACUUGAGUUGAACAUUCACUGAAAGUGCUGAAAAUAAGAUGGCGAGUUUCUUGACUGACUUGGCGAAGCCGUAUGUGGAGAGAUCGAUAAAUGCAGCGAUUGCAGAAUCAAGUUAUAUUUGUUGCUUCACGUGCAUUGUGAAGGAUUACGAAGAAGAAAAAGAUAGAUUGGAAAUAGAAAGGACAACUUUCGAGCGGCGCAUGGAAGAGGCGACAAGAAGAGGGGAAGAUGUUCUACCUGAUGCUCUUGCUUGGAAAGAUGAAGUUGAUCAGCUCAUUCAAGAAGAUACCAAGAAAAAUCAAAAAUGUUUUUUUGAAUUUUGUCCUGAUUGCUUAUGGAAAUAUAGUAGAGGAAAAUUACUGGCAAAUAAGAAGGAGCGAAUUAAAGAAUUGAUGGCAACAGGAAAGGAACUAACAAUUGGACUCCCUGCUCAUCUUCCUGAUAUUGAACGAUGUACGAUCCAACACUAUGUGCAUCUUAAAAGCAGAGAAUCUCAAUACACAAAGCUUUUGGUUGAACUCAAAGAUGACAAUAAUUAUAUGAUUGGGUUGCAUGGAAUGGGGGGCACAGGAAAAACUACAUUGAUCAAGAAAGUGGGUAAGGAACUUAAGCAAUCAAAACAAUUUACUCAGGUUAUUGAUACGACAGUGUCAUUUUCUCCCAAUAUUAAAAAGAUUCAAGAUGAUAUUGCCGGGCCUUUGGGAUUGAAAUUUGAUGACUGUAAUGAUGUAGAUCGACCCGGAAAACUAUGGCACAGAUUGACCAAUGGUGAGAGGAUUCUUCUAAUAUUGGAUGAUGUGUGGGGAUAUGUCGAUUUUAAUGAAAUUGGAAUUCCAUAUAGUGACAAUUGCAAAGGUUGUAGGAUUAUUGUAACCACGCGCGAUCGGUCGGUGUGCAACAAAUUAGGGCGCAAUAAGACAAUCCAACUAGAUCUCUUAUCUAAAGAAGAUGCGUGGAUCAUGUUCAAAAAGUAUGCUGAUCUAAGUGAAACCUCAACGAAAUUUUUUCUUGACAAGGGCUGUAAAAUUGCAAAUGAAUGCAAAAACCUACCUAUUGCAAUUGUUGUUAUCGCUAGUAGUUUGAAGGGCAAACAACAUCACCAACAUCAGGAGGAAUGGGACAUGGCCUUAAAAUUCUUGAAAAAAGACAUCUCAAGGCACAAGGACGAUGAUGACGUUCUUGAAAUUUAUAAAUGCUUGAAGUUUAGCUAUGAUAAGUUGGAUGAAGAGGCCAAGAGUCUAUUCCUUUUGUGUUCUGUAUUUCGAGAAGAUGAAGAUAUUCAUACCGAAAGUUUAGCUAGGCUUGCCAUCGGAGGAGGUCUUUUUGGGGAAGAUUGUCGCAACUACGAAGAAGCCCGAAGACGAGUAGUUAUAUCCAAAAACAAACUCCUAGAUUCUUGUUUAUUGUUGGAGGCUGGUCAAAGGAGCGUCAAAAUGCAUGACUUUGCUCGUGAUGCAGCCCAAUGGAUAGCGAACAAAGAGAUUCAAACAAGAAAAGUGUAUGAUAAAAAUCAAAAGGCAAUGCUUGAAAGGGAGAAAAAUAUUAAAUAUUUGUUAUGUGAAGGCAAGCCAGAGGAGGUGUUUUCUUGUAAGUUUGAUGGUUCCAAGGUUGAAAUUCUAAUUGUCAUCAUUGAUACUUGCGGCUUCCGUGAUAGAGUAAUUGUCCCAGAUUCAUUUUUUGAAAAUAAUGUCAGCUUUCGAGUUUUUCAUUUACGGAUUGAUACUUUUUUGAUAAUUUUAUCAUUACCUCAAUCGAUGCAACAAUUGAAGAAUAUCCGAUCUCUUAUAUUUACAAAUUGUAUUUUGGGUGACAUCUCUUUCUUUGGAAAUCUGCAAAGUCUUGAGGAACUUGAUUUGGAUUAUUGUCGAAUUAAUGAAAUGCCUAACGGAAUUACAGAACUAGAGAAAUUUAGAUUGUUGAAAAUGAAGAGGUGUACAAUUGAUAGGAAUAAUCCAUUUGAAGUGAUUAAAAGAUGCUCAUCACUUCAAGAGCUGUACUUUGUAAAUUGGCAGAAGACUUUUCAUGGAGAAAUAACUUUUCCUAAAUUGCAGAGGUUUCAUGUAAGUGAGAAUGAAAUUAAUUCUUCACUAUUAAAAUUUGUGUCUAUUGAAUGGAGGAAAGAGAUUUUCCUAUCUGAAACAACAUUUAAGUAUUGUAUGCAAGAAGCAGAGGUUCUUAGACUAACAAGAAUUGAGGGGGAAUGGAGAAAUAUCAUACCUGAUAUUGUUCAUAUGGAUCACGGUAUGAAUGAUCUAGUUGAGCUUGGAUUAUGUUCCAUGUCACAACUAAAGUUCCUCAUUAACACUAAGCAUCCUCAUUCUCAAGUAUCAAAUGUUUUCUCCAAGUUGGUUGUGUUACGUCUAACAGAAAUGGAAAAUUUGAAAGAGUUGUGCAAUGGUGCUCUUUCCGUUGACUCUUUUAAGAGUUUAGAGAGUCUAUCUAUUGAGGAUUGCAAACAGUUGCAAAGCUUAUCAGGGAUUGCAAACCAAUGCAAUCUAAAGAGCGUGUCAUUGACGAGAUGUCCCAUGUUGAUCUCCCUAUUUGAAGUGUUAACUUCUCAUAAUCUAGUGUUGUUGGAGAAAUUGGAAGUAAUUGAUUGUGAGAAUCUUGAAUACUUAAUAAAAGAUGAAAGAAAAUGGGAAAUAUGUGAUAGCAACAGUAGCAAUCCAAUGUUUAUGAAAUUGAAAGUUCUUGAAAUUCUGGGCUGUCCAAAAUUUGAAAAAAUAAUUCCGCUUAUCUCCGCUCAUGAUCUUCCGGCACUAAAAUCUAUCAAGGUGGAAAGGUGUGAAAAGUUGAAUUACAUAUUUGGUCAAUAUGUCGAACUUGGGUCCCUAGAAGAUAUGGAGCUUGGCUGUGUACCCAAUUUGAUUGACAUUUUUCCAGAAUGUAAUCGUACAAUGUCUUUCUCCACUAACAGGUCAUCUCCUAUUUCUAUAUCUGCUUCUGAGCCAACUACACACUCAAACACUAUCAAAUGCAGCAUCUUGUCAUGGACUGAUAGGUAUUGUUGUGGUAAAAAAUUGAGGAGUACCACAAGUUCUAAAAUUCCAUUGAUUGAUGAGCAUCAACCGCACACCAAAUUAAUGAAAUCAAACUCAAAUUGUCUUAGCAUAAACAUUUGGGAGCUAUAUAAGAUCCUAUGCAAUGUUAAAAAGAUUGUGUUGACUGAUUUGAUGAAGAUAAAAUCAGUAUUUGUCCUAUCUUUUGCUCCAAUGUUGUUGGAAGUUUUGAUAAUUAAGAGAUGUCAUGAAUUGAAGCACAUAAUAAUAGACACGGGAGAUCAUGAUAGUACUGGUGGAAAUAACUAUGGCAAUGUCUUCCCAAAAUUAAAAGAGCUUGUCGUUGAUGAUUGCAUGCAAUUAGAGUGCAUAUUUGGACACUACAAUAAUGAUCAUCCAAACCACACUGAAAGAAUAUUUUGUGUCAAUGAAGUAAAUGAACAACAAGUGAACUCAGGAUUGAAGAAUAUUUUGUGUCCGUUUGCAGGUCCCAAAAAUUCUUUUGCCCUCCUGAAUCUAACAAAGAUAACAAUUAUUGGAUGUGAAAAACUACAAAUAAUUUUCUCUGACUCUAUAUUAAGAUGCCUACCACAAUUGGAUGAGUUAAUGAUAGGUGACUGUGAGGAGUUGAAACAUAUCUUCCAAGAUGAUUUGGAGAAUCAAAACAUGUCGUCUUCAACAACAUGCUUCCCAAAGCUAAAAGCACUUUCUGUACAAAAAUGCAAUAAAUUGAAAUAUGUGUUUCCAGUCUCUAUUUGUAACCAACUUCCUGAGUUAAAGAUUUUAUUCAUAACAGAAGCAAAAGAGUUAGAGGAAAUAUUUAAAAGUAGUGAAGGUGAGGGAAUUGAGAUUGUCAGGAUUCCAAAUUUGAAAGUUGUAGCAACCUUGGGUCUACCAAGCCUCAUCCGGACACAGGAAAUUCAAUUUCAGAGAGCAGAAUAUCAUUUUAUAAAGAAUUGUGAUAAACUCUCUUUGACUUCAAAAUCAACAGAGCUCAACUUCCAGCUCUUUUGGAGUAUUUGUGCUGAUAUUCCAGAUUUUGAAUGGAGUUAUUAUUUGUACAAUCAAGUUCAAGAGUUAGUUACUGAGAUUAAAGUUGAAGCAGCAUCAAAAGAUGAGAUGACUUCUCCACAGAUGAAAGUAAAACAAACACAAGAGACAGACCAAGAACUUGUUUUUGAAAAUGUUGUUGGUCAAGUGACACCAUUAGUAGCAAUACUACCAACAAAUUCAGAAGCACCGAGGAAUGAACAAUCAGUUGAUCAACAAAGUCCACUUGAAGAAACUGAUGCUACUGUCACACCUUCACAGUCGGAGGGUUCAAUGUCUGAAAAAGCUGUAGGAACAAAGAAUGUGUCACCUAUACAAUUAGUUGCUCCUAAACAAAAGGGUAUUGAGAUAAGUGUUGAAGAAGAAACUACAUCAGCUAAUACAAAGAUAAUAACAUCAUCAACUCGUUUAGAAUCAGGUUCAUCGUCAGAAAAAAUAGCAGCAGCAACUUUAUCCCCCAUCUCUGAAACAAAGAAUGAGUCACCUAAACAAAAGAAGGAUAUCAAAAUAAGUGUUGAAGGAGGAGCUGCAUCAACUAAUGUUAAGACAUUAGCAGCAUCAACUUCUAAGCGUGAAAAGCUUUCUCAUCAGGAUAUAGAGAUAAGUGGUGAACAAGGAACUACAUCAACCAAUUCCAUGGCAACAACAUUGUCAAUUCCAAUAGUUACUUCUGAGCAUAAUAGUUCAUCCCAGGAAUAUGGUAAUGGCCAAACAACCCUUCAAUCUUUUUCAAUUUCCACAAAAGAGCCACUUGCUAUGGAUGUUGUUGAUCAUGGAGGCCCACUGCAAACAAAACAGAUUAAAAAUCUAGGGGACACUUCUCAAAUAGUAGAAGAUUCAGGUUCUUCUUUAUUUGUCAGGAGGGAGCUUGAGCAACUAGUCUCUGAGAAGCAUUUGAAUUAUGAAACCUUGUCUCUAUUGACAGAUUUCUUUGUGAAGCAUCCUUCUAUUCUUUUAAAGGAUGCUUUACUGACUAAUAGAUUCAAGGGUUAUGCCUACACUUGCCUUGCAGAUUUGUUGACAUUCCUCCAAACACAUAGUGUGUUGGAUGUCUUAGGUUCAAGUCAUUCUGAAUUUGUUAACUUAUUACAAGUUAUGCGCAAUUUUCCUUUUAACAAGGAUUGGUUGGAUGGUGUUGAAAAACACGCUUUGUUUCCUGAUAUGCAAUUCUCUCGAGAUGCGAUGCAAAAACUAUUGGAUUCUAAGAAACAAGUUACCAAGGAAGUCGAAGAGAUGCGUUUGAAGUUGUAUUUUGUCAAUCAACAUGCAGAAGAUAUCAAGCAUCAAUUGAGAUCCUCUGAAGCUGUUUUGGCGAGUAUCAUUCAACAAGAGGAACAAGUUUUAGAAACUACGGCUGCUUUAAGUGUUCCUCUUGGCUAUUAGUCUAUAGUUUGUUGUUGAAGCUUUUACACUUGAAUGAAGUUUAUUCGUUAUGUAGUUUAAGGCUAUGUUUGGGAGUUUGGGGGGGAGGGGAGGGGAAGGCUUCCAAAAACAAAAUUUUAAAAAAAUGUAGGAAAAUAUUUGACAUUUUUUGAAAAAAUGAUUUUGUUUAGAAUGAUAAAAGAGUUAUUAUCAUUAGUAAAUUUUUUAUUUUUAAAAUAGUAUAACAACCUAAAAGAUAUUUGGAAUAUUUAUAUAAACCUUUCAAAACCCCCCAAAACCCUCCUACAAUACAAUUUUUGAGUUCCCCCAUUUUAUGGGGUUUUUGGUGUUAUGAAUAAACUCAAACCCUCCAAAACCCUCCUACCCAAAAUCUUUUUAUCCUUUUCACCCAAUUCCUUCUAUUUUUCAAAACCCUCCCCUCCCUUCCCCUCCAAACUCCCAAACAUAGCCUAAGCUUUUCUCAUUCGACAUGAACUAUGUAUUAUUAUACUUGAGUAUUUUAAGAUUGUUAUUAAUUGUUGUAUU
Molecule: messenger RNA, 7445 nt
Organism: Vicia villosa (hairy vetch)
Lineage: Eukaryota; Viridiplantae; Streptophyta; Magnoliopsida; Fabales; Fabaceae
Exons: 15
Coding region: 1527-6920 (1797 amino acids)
Molecular function (GO): ADP binding
Source: RefSeq, a predicted model, not a curated record